Zingiber officinale is the source of this 600-nucleotide messenger RNA. RefSeq lists its product as uncharacterized. The record is from RefSeq and is a predicted model, not a curated record. The transcript has a single exon. NCBI's taxonomy places the organism in Eukaryota, Viridiplantae, Streptophyta, Magnoliopsida, Zingiberales, Zingiberaceae. The coding region runs from base 1 to 600 and encodes 199 amino acids.
AUGGAUCCGUCGCUGGCGAAGCGGGUUUCGGACGUGAUCCGAGCCGCCUUCUGCAUGAUCCGCAAGGGCUUCUCCAAGCACUGCAGGCUGAUCGUGGAGCUCCACCUCCUGCUCAGGCGCGGCAAGCUCUCCGGGAAAGCCAUCGGCAAGUUGUUACUGCACCACCAGCACCACCCGGCCGAAGACGAUGCGGCUGGAUUUCCGGUGGACCCCGCGCGGCUUUCGUUCUACCGCCGGGAGGACGUGGAGUUCAGCUGCAGCAGCACUCCUUCGCCUGCCGCGGCUGCUUUCUUUCUCUCCAAGCGUCGUCCCGGACAGCGACGGGGGGACUGUGCCGCUGCGGUGCUGGCCAAGGAGUUUGAGGAGCUGAUGAGAGCGGCGCCGUCGCCGUCGGCAGAGGCGUCUCUGUUCGGGCAGAGCUCGGCGGGGGAGAGGCUGAGGAUAGCGGACUCGCCGUUUCCGGCGACGGAUGAAGAAGAGGCGGGCGGCGGGCCAGUGGACUGGGAGGCGGAGGCGUUCAUCAUGUGGUUCCGUGAGCAGCUGCGCCUCCAGCGGAGCCUGCCGGCUACGCCGGAGUGCCGCGGCAAGGCGCCGGCCUGA